AUGAAAGAGGCAUUCGUUAGCAAGAACCUUGGUGUGUCGAUCAAGGACACCGACAUUCCUAUUCCUAAAGCGGGCCAGGUGCUUAUUUGCGUUGUCGUGUCCGGAACCAACCCCAAGGACUGGAAGAUGCCCCCGCAUUGGCCUGUCGAUGGAACACCUUUUAAUCAAGGGGAUGAUAUUGCCGGGUACAUCGAAGCAGUCGGAGAUGAUGUCGCUGGAUUUCGCAAAGGAGACAAGGUAGCCGCAUUUCAUCAAGUGAUGACGCCUCAUGGAAGCUGGGCCGAAUAUGCGAUCGCGCCUGCCUACUCAACCUUCCAUGUUCCUUCAAAGACAAGCUUCGAGGGUCAGUAUAUCCCAGCAUUCUUCCUUGGUCAAAAUCGUUGUCUGAUAGCCUCGGUAGAAGCGGCCACCAUUCCGCUUGCCGCUAUGACGGCUGCAAUCGGUCUGUAUCAGCGGUUGAAACUGCCUUUGCCAUGGAACCCGACACACGAGCCCCUGCCUCUUGUGGUAUAUGGUGGAGCGACUGCAGUUGGAGCUUUCGCGAUCAAGUUUGCUCAACUUUCCAACAUCCACCCGUUGAUCGUGGUCGCAGGCCGAGGCGGUUCUUUCGUGGAGACGAUCAUCGACCCUGCGAAAGGUGACAGAAUCAUCGACUAUCGUGAGGGUGAUGAAGCCAUCCGUUCAAGUCUCAAGGCUGCUGCAGGCGGUCGCUCGAUUUACUUCGCCUUUGAUGCAGUUUCGGAAAAAGGAAGUUUCCAGAAUAUCGGCGAAAGCAUGACUGCGCCAGGUCAAAUCGCCGCUAUGCUCCCCAAUGGAGAAUAUCAGCCUCAAGGGAUCUCCAUCACCCAAGUUAUAGUUGGGUUCCUUCAUCAACCUCCCGCCCCGGGAAAGGCAAUCGAGGAUCGCGAGUUUGCUGCUGCUUUCUAUCAACUCAUUGGCCGCGGCCUGGCACAAGGGUGGUUCUCUGGACACCCGUACGAAGUGCGGCGAGGUGGGUUAGCUGGAAUCGAGGAAGCAUUGCAAGAUCUCAAAGGUGGCAAAGCGUCCGCUGUCAAAUACGUAGUGCGUCUUAGUGAGACUGAGGGAGUCUCACGGUGA
Penicillium argentinense is the source of this 1098-nucleotide messenger RNA. RefSeq names its product zinc-binding alcohol dehydrogenase family protein. Lineage: Eukaryota; Fungi; Ascomycota; Eurotiomycetes; Eurotiales; Aspergillaceae. Gene Ontology annotation, molecular function: oxidoreductase activity, acting on NAD(P)H. The transcript has a single exon. Bases 1 to 1098 code for a protein of 365 amino acids. The record is from RefSeq and is a predicted model, not a curated record.